Molecule: messenger RNA, 1351 nt
Organism: Benincasa hispida (wax gourd)
Lineage: Eukaryota; Viridiplantae; Streptophyta; Magnoliopsida; Cucurbitales; Cucurbitaceae
Source: RefSeq, a predicted model, not a curated record
UUGGCGAAAUGAACUGGAAGAGUUGUUGAGGUAAAAGAUGAGCAGAGUGUAGACAGUAGAUUCUUUUUGGCGAUCUUCAUCAAACUAGGAAGCCAUGGCCGGCCUCCAUCUGCCCUCUAAUGCUCCGGUGAAGAACGGCCUUCCUCCCCAAGAACUUCUCGAUGAUCUUUGCAGCCGAUUUGUUUUAAAUGUGCCAAAGGAAGAUCUACAAUCGUUUGAGAGGAUUUUGUUUCUAGUUGAAUAUGCACAUUGGUUCUACGAAGACAACUCGGUAGAAAAUAAUCCUUCACUGAAGUCCUUCAAUUUGAAGGAGUUCACUUCGUUGUGUAUCCUAAGCAUCAUUUGUGACGUUUUGAAACCAUAUGUGCCCCACAUAGACGACAUAUUUAAGGAUUUCACUUCCUACAAGCUUCGAGUUCCUGUCACUGGGGGAAUUAUUUUGGAUGAGACCUUCGAGAGGUGCUUACUGGUGAAGGGAUGGAAGGGGUCAAGCUGGAGUUUUCCUCGUGGAAAAAAGAGCAAGGAUGAAGAAGAUCAUGCUUGUGCCAUUAGAGAAGUUUCGGAGGAAACUGGGUUUGAUGUGACAGCGUUCCUUAUCAAAGAGGAUUUUAUUGAAGUGAUGUUUGGACAACAGAGAGUGCGGCUCUACAUUAUAGCUGGGGUGAAAAAUGAUACCGCCUUUGCACCUCUUACUAAAAAAGAGAUCAGUGAAAUUGCGUGGCAUCGACUUGACGACCUUCUACCUGUGAGUGAUGAUGUGAUAUCUCAUGGAAUUACCGGCCUCAAGCUUUACAUGGUGGCUCCUUUCUUGGAGUCGUUGAGAUCAUGGAUUUUGAAGCAUCAGCCGCCUGUGGCUCCUAACUUUGACAUGCCUGUGAAAGGAGUCACUAUAUGGAAGGUGAAGAAUAGCUCAAUGAGCAAUAGCUCGAUCAUUUUUGACGGCCAGUCGAUUAAACUGGAUUCUGAUCCUGGAAGAAGCCUCAGAAACUUCAAAUUCGAUACAGCUUCGAUCUUGCAUGCUAUGGAAAGUGCUUUUGCUGCAUGAAUUUUAACAAAAGCCUUAGAACGCCUAUCAGUUGGUAGCUUGGUUUCACGUUUUUCCCCCCUUCUUACUUAUGUAGUACAUUUAGGUAAUUAUUGUGCAUAUUUGUCUGAUUUGUUCUUGAUUUUAAAUGUAGAUCAUGUACAGACCCGUUAGCCAUUACUAAGCUGGUUUUUAGAUGUAUAGAGAUGCAAGCAUUGGAGAUGUGGUUCUAAACCGCACUGUUUAAAAUAAUAAUUAUAUUGGAGAUGAAACAAAAUUUUGUUUCAUUUCCAAUAAAAUAAUAAUAGGUGGUGCCAAGGUUUGGAA